AUGGCAAACCGCCGUGCUGCUUCAGUUUCAAUCUUGUCGGUUUUCUUAUGCACAGCAUUCUGUGCUGCUGAAGCAUUUCCAUGGGCGUCAUGUGAUUGUGGAACUUGUCCUUCCGGCUGCCGACCGGAGAAACGCUAUUACGGCGGCGAAUAUUCAAGAUCUUGCCGAUGCACUUGCAACUGUAACCCUUCUUCUUCAUCUUUUUCUUUUCCACCAAACUACUUUAAACCUUCUUUUCCUUAUUAUAGUUUUCCACGUCCAUGGCAGUCUUAUUACACAACUCCAAACAACCCUACGCCAAUACCCACACCACCAGCAUUGCAGCAACCCACUAACCCAACUAUUAGCCUGCCGCCACCAAAAUCACCGCAGCCACCGUCUUUCUGGUAUCCAAGGCAACCCCAGCCGCCGCCGAGCAAUAACGAUGAGAAUUUUGGGGGGAGUGAUGUGUUUGGCUGCGCCAAUAUUGCGGUACCUUUUGGAAGGUGUAUGACCGAAAUUGGAAGCUUUUAUAGUGGGUCGAGGAGUGUGAAUGAAGAGUGUUGUGCUACUUUUCUUAUGUUUUCUAAAUCUUGUGCUGGGGGAGAUUACGCUCUUCCUCCUGGAGUUUUGCAAUAUUGUGGAGCUCAUUGA
Molecule: messenger RNA, 633 nt
Organism: Mercurialis annua (annual mercury)
Lineage: Eukaryota; Viridiplantae; Streptophyta; Magnoliopsida; Malpighiales; Euphorbiaceae
Product: 4-O-methyl-glucuronoyl methylesterase 1-like
Exons: 1
Coding region: 1-633 (210 amino acids)
Source: RefSeq, a predicted model, not a curated record